AUGGCAUACGUUGCGCCUAUCCAUCGCGCCACGAGCAUUCGCCAUGCGCUCAGAGCUAAUGUCAUUGAUCCCGAGAUUGAUGAUUUGAUUGUAGCCAAAGCGAACCGACUCGAGAUAUGGCGUCUCACAGAAGAAGGGCUGUUAUGCCAGCAGACGAAGCUCAUCCAUGGCACAAUAUCGAUGCUACAGCGUUUACGACCCAAAGGAUCCGAGACCGACCUAUUAUUCAUCGGAACCGACAGGCUCCAAUAUUUUAAUCUGAUCUGGAACGACGCAACGAAGCAAUUGGAAACCAUCGAGCGAGUAAUUGAGGAUUUAUCAGAGCCAUACAUGCGCCAGUCGCAAAGCCAAAACAAAUGUCUAGUAGAUCCGACUGGACGGUUCUUAGCGAUGCAUCUUUGGGAAGGAGUGCUGAAUGUCUUUAAACUCCCUACACGCAAGGGUUCUACUAACAAACUGGAAGUACUUGACCAGGUCAGACUCACCGAGUUGUUCAUGAAAGCAAGCACGUUUACCUACAGCUACACUAACCAUCCGACCAUCGCCUUCCUAUACAAGACACAAAUGGACCAAGAAGAAACUCGGCUGGUCAUAUAUAGGUUAACUCAUGACGACAAGGGAAACACAGUAUCCAAGUUCGAUCCACAUAAGGAUAGGGAACUUGACAUCGAGAUUCCCGACCCAUACGCCUCUAUGCUUAUUCCUGUCCCCUUGGAUGAAGAGAAACGUUACCAUGUACGAAAUAAUCAGGGAGCCAAACCACACUUGGGUGGUCUUGUCGUUGUCGGAGAGACUCUCCUAACCUAUUACGAUGGCCAAACGCACAGGAGUGUGUCUGCAGGCUUGAAGGACCCCAGAAUAUUUGUAGCUUGGGCAGAAUACGACAGCACUCGUUAUCUAUUGGCCGACGACUAUGGACGUCUCGAUCUUUUGACUAUUCGGACGAAUUUAGAACCAACCGGCGUUGUCGUGACCGGUAUGACACUUGAGCCAUUUGAAUUCGAUAAGUCGCCUGCCAUUACUUCGAGAGCGUCUAGCCUGGUUUACCUUGGCGAUGGGAAUCUUUUUGUUGCUUCUCAUCAUGGCGAUUCCCAGCUUUACCAAAUCAAUAUCGACACCAAAGCAGUUAUGCUGGUGCAGUCCUUCUCAAACAACGCCCCGAUCCUGGACUUUUCCAUCAUGGACAUGGGUAAUCGGGAAGGCGAUACCCAGUCUGGUAAUGUCUUCUCGUCUGGGCAGUCAAGAAUUGUGGCGGGAUGUGGUGCGUACCGCGACGGUACUCUGCGGAGUAUUCGAAGUGGUGUCGGCCUUGAAGACAGAGGUGUUCUUGAUGAGUUGGAGGGAACUAGGGGGCUGUUCACUCUCCACUCUUACGGCUCCAAAAUGGUUGACACUUUGGUUGUGUCGUCCAUCACCGAGACAAGAAUUCUCAGCUUUGACCUCGAAGGCGGCAUUGAAGAGAUUUACUCCUUUCAAGGUAUGUCAUUGGACAGUGAGACGCUACUGGCAUCAAACCUUCCUAGCGGACAAUUACUUCAGAUCACACCCAAGUCAGUUGUCUUGCUCGACCCUGAGGGUGGUACAACAAUCAGCAAGUGGGACGUUCCAGAUGGUAAAACGAUUACAAGGGCAUCGGCAAACAGCAAAUGGGCUUUGCUAUCAGUUGACGGAACUUCUCUCGUUUCGUUGAACCUACUACAGAAUUUGGCUGUCAAUGCACAACAAAUCAACAACGAUUCUACUUCGCAACCUGAUCAGAUAUCAUGCAUUCAUGCUGCCCGAGACCCUCCAGACCUUGGAGUGGCCGGCUGGUGGUCUUCAGGUCAAAUAUCACUAAUCGACAUGGCUUCGCUAAAGCCGCUGCAUGGAGAGUCCAUGAGGCAGACCGAAGAUAGCGCCACAGUCCCGCGAGAUGUUGCGCUUGUUCAAUUGCACCCCCCUAAUAUAUCGGGACCAACGCUUCUAGUUGCAAUGGAAGACGGCAACGUCGUCACCUUCAAUGUGUCUACCAAAGGUUUCUCAGUCUCUGGCCGCAAGAGUGUGACUUUGGGCAGCAACCCGGCUCGCCUUCACAUACUUCCCCAAGAGGAUGGCACUUCAAACGUCUUUGUGACCACUGAGCAUGCAAGUCUCAUCUAUAGUUCUGAGGGGCGUAUUAUAUUCUCGGCCACAACUGCUGACGAUGCCACAUUUGUUGCCCCCUUCAGUUCUCAUGCGUUCCCCGACUCUGUCGUUCUGUCGACGGACCAACAUAUCCGCAUUUGUCAUGUUGAUCGGGAGCGUCUAACUCAUGUGAAGGCCCUCCCUGUUAAUGAGACUGUCAGGCGAGUGGCAUACUCUCCAGGGCUGAAAGCCUUUGGUCUGGGCUCUAUCAAGAGAGAACUAGUCAAUAAUGAGGAAGUUGUUACAAGUUCAUUUAGACUUGUUGACGAGAUAGUCUUCAAAGAACUUGGAUCACCAUUCGCAUUGAAUGGUUCAAGUUCUUUGGAACUCGUGGAGUGUGUUAUCCGAGCCGAGCUGCCUGACGUUGGUGGAAACCCAACCGAGAGAUUCAUCGUUGGCACAAGUUUUAUCAGUGAUGGCGGAGUGGAGGAUCCAAAUGGCACUCUUGGUCGUAUUCUGGUCCUUGGUGUUGAUGCGAACCGUCAAGUGUACCAGAUCGUGUCCCAUAAUCUCAAGGGCCCUUGCCGCUGCUUGGGAAUGAUCGAAGAUAAUAUUGUGGCUGGACUGUCCAAGACAGUCGUGGUGUACAGCUUUUCACAGGAGACAAGCAGCUCCGGUUCACUACAAAAGCUUGCUGCUUAUCGACCAGCUGCUAUCCCCAUUGAUAUCGAUGUAUCGGGCAACAUGAUUGGUGUAGGCGACCUGAUGCAGUCACUGUCUUUGGUCGAGUUCAUUCCGGCACAGGACGGCAACAAAGCACAAUUGCAGGAACGAGCACGACACUUUGAGUCCCUCUGGACCACUGCGGUCUGUCACAUUGAAGGAGAAAGGUGGCUCGAAGCGGAUUCUCGGGGCAAUCUUGUCGUUCUUCAACGAAAUGUGGAUGCCCCAACAGAACAAGACCGCAGACGAUUGGAAAUCACAAGCGAGAUGGGCAUCGGGGAACAAAUCAAUCGCAUUCGAAAGCUCAAUGUUCCAGCAGCGGAGAACAACAUCGUGCAUCCGAGAGCCUUCCUCGCAUCGGCUGAAGGCUCAUUGUACCUUUAUGGCGACGUUGCGCCCCAGUAUCAGGACCUGUUGAUGACGUUUCAGUCUAGGAUGGAAGAGUGUGUUCUUGCUUUGGGUAACGUCGAAUUUAAGCUAUGGCGUUCUUUCCGCAAUGAUAACAGAGAGAGCGAAGGUCCUUAUCGCUUUAUAGACGGAGAGAUGAUCGAGAGGUUCUUGGAUAUGGACGAAGAGCAACAGGAGCUGGUCUGUGACGGACUUGGACCGACCGUUGAAGACAUGCGGAAUCUGAUUGAGGAGUUGAGACGGAUGCAUUAA
Fusarium pseudograminearum CS3096 is the source of this 3486-nucleotide messenger RNA. RefSeq lists its product as uncharacterized. Gene Ontology annotation, cellular component: nucleus; site of double-strand break. Bases 1 to 3486 code for a protein of 1161 amino acids. The transcript has 3 exons. NCBI's taxonomy places the organism in Eukaryota, Fungi, Ascomycota, Sordariomycetes, Hypocreales, Nectriaceae. Gene Ontology annotation, molecular function: protein binding; nucleic acid binding. The record is from RefSeq and is a predicted model, not a curated record. Gene Ontology annotation, biological process: proteasome-mediated ubiquitin-dependent protein catabolic process; DNA repair.